Molecule: messenger RNA, 2028 nt
Organism: Salmo salar (Atlantic salmon)
Lineage: Eukaryota; Metazoa; Chordata; Actinopteri; Salmoniformes; Salmonidae
Source: RefSeq, a predicted model, not a curated record
UUAUAUGUAUACAUCACAAUAGGUAUUUUUAUCAGACGAAUCAAGGCUGUACGUCCCAUGAACACAACUCUCUCCGCCCUCCUGAAGAUCGCAGUCAGCUGAUGAAAAGUGUUUUGACGGAGCGAAGCCACGGAGCGACAGAGGGUUUCCUGGUGAGCUCGCAACCGACCAGCGGCAAACGAGAGGAGCGUCAUCACUCCCUUUAACUUCACUACACACGCGUGCAAAAAUGUGGACGGGGCUGAAAAACCAGACCAAAAUUGUAUUUAGCGAUGGAAACACCUCGGAGAGAGCUGUUCCAAUGCACACAUGGGUCUUCGCUACAUAUGAACAGCGCAAUGAGUCAACGGCCAUCCCUCGUCCCUCAUACACAGAAGACCCCCAGCCCAGAGGCAGUGGCAUCAUCCCAGGACGUGUGGUGGCUAAUUUCUGCAUUACCAAAUGAGGAGAGUUACAAAAACACCAGUCCGAGAGCCAUUGCAGCAGCAGUGUUCAUUGGUUUCGUACUGGGUCUCUAUGCAGUUCUGUGGAAGUGUAUGGUCUCACCACCCCAAAGGAAGAAGAGGAGGGUGAGAGUUAGAGACAAGAGGAGCCAAGUAUGCUGACUGACCAUCAGGAUCUCAUCUAGGCCAUCUGGCCAGAGGAUCCAAUGGAUUCAACUCAUGCAUCAAACCCCGGCCAGUCAAACGGACCCAGAAAGAUCCACUCAUACUGACUUGAGUCUCUCAUCAGGAUGUUCCUGAACAUCUGAGAGGAAAUGGAGAUUCAGAAACAUUUGCAUAAAGCUAGGGGAUGGCAUAUUAUGGAUCUAGCAUAUCGUGGUCAGAGGAUGGACCGGAAUCUAAGGAUCCGGUCAAAUGGAUCUAAAAGGAUCUUCUAAAUUGCCUUAAGAGGAUCCACUCAAAUGGCUAAAGGAUCCAACUGAAGUGCAUCAUAGAGCAUGAACAAACAAUCUGAAUCAGUUAAGCUGGGGUCUGCAGACCCAUCAAAUGUAAACAUUUUUGUAUGUACAUUUUUUUAAUAAUAAUAAUAAUAAUAAUCUGUAUUACUAACAGGUUAAACACAUUUUUUGCAAGGGAUCUGUUGAAUUAGUUUAGAGUGUAAUACAAUAAAAUGUCAUAUUAUUAAUAUACAAUUUAUGUUCUUAAACCCUGGACAUUGUGGGCCUGGGAGGCUCACAGGGAUAUUGGCAUCUACAGUACUCCACCAAUUAUACAUUUUUCAGCUCAAUAACCCAAAGUGUGUGUGUGUGUAUAUAUUUUAAAUUGAAGUUUUCUUUCUGCCUCAUGGGAAAAUGUGUAGAAUUGCAGAAUAUUUGCCCCAUGACAAAAUAUGUAGAAAUAUAGGAAAUGUCAAGAGGCUGGCCUUUUAAAAGGUUCCUUCCCAGGACCGAGCCUUGGUUCAUCCGACCAUGCUCUGCCGAAGUCAUGGUAAAACACCUUGCAUGCUAUUUUUCUCACUCAAGUUGUUCUGAUUGAGGGCGUUCCUUAUAUAUUUGCUAUCACAAAAGGGGUCCCCGGACCCCAAUAGUUUGAGAAAUCUAGGAUCUAGGAUCCACUGUAUGCCACAGUGCAAUGCCUCCGUGAGAUGCUGACUAACUGAAGCGUAGCUACACUGUUGUGUCUGCGGGUCACUGACAGUUGACAGUGAACUCUGUACUACUGAGGAAGGAGGCAGCACAGGUCACUGUUCUUCCUAUCGGUCAACAAGCCUACUGGCCUGGCAAACAUGUGGGUAUGUUUUUUUUUCUUUGUGUGUGUGUGUGUGUGUGUGUAGCUUUUGAUUAGGGUUGACUACAUGUGUUGUAAAGUGUCUAUGAAUGGGAAAUUUGCUAAUACUUUUUAUAUUUGGUUGUGCAUGUAAUAUGACGGCUUUAGGUGAAUGAUUGAGCUGGAGUUUUUGUGUAUUUGAAAUUCUUUGAUUUGAGUGAAUGGUCUUAUGAUAUCCAUGUUUUGCCAUGUUACAUUUCCUCAGGAUGUGACUUACUGUUCCUUUCAUUAAACUGUGAUUUGUGUUCUUGCACCUUUA